This is a messenger RNA of Triplophysa dalaica, 2777 nucleotides long. It is a transcript of the gene btk, whose product is annotated as Bruton agammaglobulinemia tyrosine kinase. Gene Ontology annotation, biological process: T cell receptor signaling pathway; peptidyl-tyrosine autophosphorylation; intracellular signal transduction. The record is from RefSeq and is a predicted model, not a curated record. Bases 181 to 2196 code for a protein of 671 amino acids. Gene Ontology annotation, molecular function: ATP binding; protein binding; non-membrane spanning protein tyrosine kinase activity. NCBI's taxonomy places the organism in Eukaryota, Metazoa, Chordata, Actinopteri, Cypriniformes, Nemacheilidae. The transcript has 17 exons.
UUGGUUUUAAAUAGGCACUUCGGCUUCUCUACCGCACAGACGACUCAGCGUUUAACAACUACACGAGAGAAACUGACGUUCAGGAUUAUUAAUAUGGAGGCAUUGAAAGCAAUGAGGAACAUAACAUAUUGAGAUUAGAGGAUUCUUACGUAGACGAUACUGAGAUUACAUCAGAUUUAAAUGAACAUGCCAGACAACAUUCUGGAGGAGAUUUUUAUAAAACGGUCCCAGCAAAAGAAGAAGACUUCGCCUUUAAACUUCAAAGAGAGGUUGUUUGUACUCACACAGGACAAGAUCUCCUAUUAUGACUAUGAUGUUGAUAAAGGGAAAAGGAAAGGACUUAAGGGUUAUGUGGACACUGAAAAGAUAAAAUGUGUGGCGAUUGUUUUACCGGAUGACAACACACCUCCUGAACGACUCUACCCAUUUCAGAUAGUCUAUGACGAAGGUCCGCUGUAUAUAUUUGCAAAGUCAGACCAAGUUCGAAAGCAGUGGAUACGGGAAUUAAAGAACGUGGUCCAGUCCAACAAGGACCUGAUGCAGAAGUUCCAUCCACGUUUCUGGGAAGAUGGCAUGUGGAAGUGUUGCAAGCAGGAGGAUAAAAAGGCUAUGGGUUGCCGAGUGAUGGAGAGCAAAAAUGGAGGCUUUCUGAAUAGAGAUAAUAAGAGUAUUUCCAGAAAGCCACUCCCACCUACACCUGAAGAGGAAAAGUUGUCCAGGCCAUUGCCCCCCCAGCCACCCGUAUCCUCAGGCUUCAGCGUGGGCAUGACCGUUAUAGCUGAAUAUGAAUACACACCAAUGGCGUCACACGAUUUGGAGUUGAGGAAGGAUGAGGAGUACACACUCUUAGAUAUCAAUGAUCCCAACUGGUUUAGAGCUAGAGAUAAAUACGGAAAUGAAGGAUAUAUUCCAAGUAACUAUAUUGCUCAGGCCUUGAAUGGAUUGGAGAAAUACGAUUGGUACUGCAAGAACAUUAACCGUAGUCAAGCGGAGAAUUUAUUAAAAACGGAAGUGAGUACGGAGCCAUGCCUGCUAUCAAAAAUAGGAUUUUCAAUUUUGAUGUAUACAAUACUCUGUUUAAUCCCUCUUCCGUACCGUCAUUCAAAACAGAAUAAAGAUGGUGGUUUCCUAGUGAGAGAUUCUGGCAAAUUUACUGGAAAAUACACUGUCUCUGUGUUUACCAAGGUUGGUGGCGAGACUGUUGGGAACUGCAGACACUACAACAUAUGCGUCACCGCACAAGAUCAGUUCUAUCUAGCAGAGAACCACAACUUCAGCACUAUCCCAGAGCUUAUCAUUUACCAUCAGCACAAUGCAGCGGGUCUGGUAAGCAGACUAAAACACAUUGUGUCCAACCGGACUGAGCAUGCUCCAUCUACGGCAGGUCUGGGUUAUGGAGGCUGGGAGAUUGAUCCUCGACAGCUUACGUUUAUCAGAGAACUCGGCAAUGGGCAGUUCGGUGUGGUGAAAUAUGGGAAGUGGCAAGGCCGCCAUGAUGUGGCCAUUAAAAUGGUAAAAGAGGGCUCAAUGUCUGAGGACGACUUCAUUGAGGAGGCUAAGGUCAUGAUGAAACUCUGUCAUGAAAACCUGGUGCAGCUCUAUGGCGUAUGCACAAAACAAAGACCCAUUUAUAUAGUCACUGAGUAUCUUGCCAAUGGAUGUCUGUUGAACUACUUACGGGAUGGACUGCAAAACCCCACUGGUAUUAUGCUUCUUGAGAUGUGUAAAGAUAUCAGUGAGGGUAUGACCUACUUGGAGGCCAAUCAGUACAUUCACAGAGACCUUGCUGCUAGAAACUGUUUAGUAGAUACAAACGGAACCAUUAAAGUGACAGAUUUCGGUUUGUCAAGGUACGUUUUGGAUGAUGAAUACUUGAGCUCUGCGGGCUCAAAGUUCCCUGUGCGCUGGUCUCCACCUGAAGUCCUCCUUUAUUGCAAGUUUAGCAGCAAGUCAGACAUCUGGGCAUUUGGUGUUUUGAUGUGGGAGGUUUACACUAUGGGUAGAAUGCCGUACGAGCGGUGGAACAACACAGAGAUAGUAGAGAAAAUAUCUACAGGUCAGCGUCUUUAUCGCCCGCAAAUGGCCAACGAGAGAGUUUAUUCCAUAAUGAUGAGCUGUUGGCAUGAGAGAGCAGAUGAACGGCCCACCUUUCAGGAACUCGUCGUGAUCAUCAAGGAUUUGCUUUUCAAUAUGUAAAAGUUGAUGACCAUAAACACAACCGCAGUGAACCCUUGUACAAUAAGGAUAUAUAUCUACAAACGUGUACGGUCAACAAGAAUUUAUAUAAAAACCGUUCACUUAAAAAAUUACUUUGAAAAGAAGAACCCAAUAAUGUGAAUACAUUUAAUGAAAAUAUAACUGUUAGUUCUUGAAUACGCUCAAUGAACUGUAAAUUCCCAUUUGACAAUGAAGUAUUUUCCUUGUAUGUUCAUUUAGAAAUUCCUUAUUUAUAAAAUUCCCUCAUUAAGUUUAAUAUGAAAUGGUACCGUUUAUUAUUAACAGCCUUAUAAAAGCUACAACAACAAUAAAUUCAGGAUUGCAUCCCUUUCAUGUAUAUAGUGCCUGCAUUUAUUUUUUGAGUUAAUUUGACUCCAUUUUCAUAUAAAAAAAACAUUAGUAAACCUUAGUUACAAAGAAGCAUCUAUAAGAAAAGUUUAGGUCUUGCUGUGUAAAUAUUGCUUUUAAACCACAUCCUGUUUUGUGGUUAGAUUCUCAUAUUUAAAUAAAAAAAUGUAUGUGUGACUGAAAUUAAUAAAAUAAGAACCGUUUGUAAGAUG